This is a messenger RNA of Aphanomyces invadans, 1079 nucleotides long. RefSeq lists its product as hypothetical. The record is from RefSeq and is a predicted model, not a curated record. The transcript has a single exon. Lineage: Eukaryota; Oomycota; Saprolegniomycetes; Saprolegniales; Verrucalvaceae. Gene Ontology annotation, molecular function: lipid binding. Bases 35 to 685 code for a protein of 216 amino acids.
CACACAUUGGACGUGCCGCCCACAACUUGCGACCAUGGACGUCGAGCAGGAAGACGCGCGCAUCCUGGCGAUCGGCGGGGCAGCGCUGGAUGAAUUUUAUGCAAUGUGCGUCGAGUCGAAGACCUUGUGGCGCACUGAAACCUGCAAGGUGUCGAAUGCGUCCAUCUGGAGCAAACCUGGCAAGUCUGUGCGACUAUUCCAAGCCGACGCGAUCGUGGAAGCCCCGCCGUCGGUCGUGUUUGACGUCCUCCACAUCAAAAUUGCCGACACUCGUGAAUGGAACACGUCCGUGGACGCGUGCACGCUCGUGAAGCAACUUGCCCCGAACGUUGAGAUCAUGCACACCCUGACAUUUGCCAUGUACGGCGGCCUCGUGUCCGCCCGCGACUUCAUCAAUGUCCGCGUCGCUAAAGAACUCGAAGACGGCAGCGGGUACAUCGUUGGCACGACCGGCAUCGAGUACAAGAACGUCCCGCGCGGCAGCGGUGUGACCCGUGGCAUGAAUGGCGUCAUGGGGUUCCUCAUCCUCCGCCACGAACGAGGCACACGGCUCGUGUGGAUCAUCAACACAGACGUAAAAGGGUGGAUUCCGCGCAGCCUCAUUGACGCAGCCAUUCCUGCCGAGAUGGAGUCGUACAUAUUGGCGCUGCGGAAGCGCGUCGUGGCUGUUCAAGCUCUGGAAUAAGUAGCUGCACCUUCGUCCCAUGCAUCAAGUGAUCCAUUGGUUUGCGUGAAGACAUAGCUCACUCGAUGCCCCAGCUGUGGUUCCUGAUGGCGAAUGUGGUAAAGUCUUCCCCGGCUCGGUGCCACCGCGCGUGCGGCGAGUCGUAUCCAUCUUGGAUAUCCGUGCCAUGGAGCCCAUGCGCGAUGCUGCAUGCAGUUCAACAGGCAAUUCUGGCUCAGCGGACGCAUCCAUGCCGCAGUGUUACGGCCACUAGCAUAUCCUCAGCGCACCGGCCUGGUUGUAGCGAGGUCUUUCGAUCACCUCCGUCGCGCCUUGACGCUAGACAUCCACCACCAUUCGCCUUGGCUCAGCACAAGUGGUCGAAUGUUCAUUCAUGGGGGUGUGCCGUUUCCAA